Messenger RNA from Fukomys damarensis (Damara mole-rat), 4721 nucleotides. It is a transcript of the gene Kirrel3, whose product is annotated as kirre like nephrin family adhesion molecule 3. The record is from RefSeq and is a predicted model, not a curated record. Lineage: Eukaryota; Metazoa; Chordata; Mammalia; Rodentia; Bathyergidae. Gene Ontology annotation, molecular function: cell adhesion molecule binding. The transcript is spliced from 18 exons. Bases 658 to 3069 code for a protein of 803 amino acids. Gene Ontology annotation, cellular component: cell-cell junction. Gene Ontology annotation, biological process: cell-cell adhesion; synapse assembly.
AGCCUCGGUGUGCAGAAAACCACAAUUUGGGCGCUUUUCCAAGUUGCUGGUUUUCCCCUGUCUCCUUAGGGCUGCCAGCUCCACCGGCUGUGCAGACAGACCCGUACCCCGCGCGCCACCCCCAGGGGCGGAAGUUUCCAGCAGGUCGUUUCCCUCGCAGCGCACUCCGAGGUCUGAGGAUUCUCCGCGCUUCUCCAUCAGGUGGAGCCGUGCGCUCCGCGCUGCCUCCUCCCUCCUAGCGAGCGAACCGCGCGCAGGCCACCUCGCAGCGCCAGGAGGUUAACCGAGCCCCCGGAGGAGGAGCCCUUCUGUCACUCGUCACUCGCUAGCUCGCUCGCUGUGGGAGGAGCCCGCCGGAGGGAGCCUUGUGCCUGGGAUGCCGAGAGCCAGAGAAUGGAUCUGCUCCGAGUGGGGACAUUACUGAGGAUCCCCGCUUCCCGAGGCGGCUAAAAGCAGACGGUUUGUCUCGGCUAGCUGCAGAGACCCGGAGGCACAAAGAGCCCGAAGCCACUCGGAGGGACGGAGCGACGGACAGGCAGAUGGUCGGCGCGAACCGGAGAGGACCAGCGGCGGAGGCUGAGCACCGAGAGCCACCAAGGAAGAGAAACUAACUGCACAUCAAGUUGCCCCGCCGGCUUACCCCCGCUGCGCUGAGGAAUGAAACCUUUCCAGCUAGACUUGCUCUUCCUCUGCUUCUUCCUUUUCAGUCAAGAGCUGGGCUUCCAGAAGAGAGGAUGCUGUCUGGUGCUGGGCUACAUGGCCAAGGACAAGUUUCGGAGAAUGAAUGAAGGCCAAGUCUACUCCUUCAGCCAGCAGCCCCAGGACCAAGUGGUGGUGUCAGGACAGCCGGUCACGCUGCUAUGUGCCAUCCCCGAAUAUGAUGGCUUCGUUCUGUGGAUCAAAGACGGCUUGGCCCUGGGUGUAGGCAGAGACCUCUCGAGUUACCCCCAGUACCUGGUGGUGGGGAACCACCUGUCAGGGGAGCACCACCUGAAGAUCCUGAGGGCAGAGCUGCAGGACGAUGCUGUGUAUGAGUGCCAGGCCAUCCAGGCCGCCAUCCGGUCCCGGCCUGCACGUCUUACUGUGCUAGUGCCACCCGAUGACCCUGUCAUCCUGGGGGGACCUGUGAUCAGCCUGCGGGCCGGGGACCCCCUCAACCUCACCUGCCAUGCGGAUAACGCCAAGCCUGCGGCCUCCAUCAUCUGGCUGCGGAAGGGAGAGGUCAUCAACGGGGCCACCUACUCCAAGACCCUGCUUCGUGAUGGUAAGAGAGAAAGCAUUGUCAGCACCCUGUUCAUCUCCCCUGGUGAUGUGGAAAAUGGACAAAGCAUCGUGUGCCGUGCCACCAACAAAGCCAUCCCUGGAGGGAAGGAGACCUCGGUCACCAUUGACAUCCAGCACCCCCCGCUUGUCAACCUGUCCGUGGAACCACAGCCGGUCCUGGAGGACAAUGUCGUCACAUUCCACUGCUCUGCGAAGGCCAACCCUGCUGUUACCCAGUACCGGUGGGCCAAGCGGGGCCACAUCAUCAAGGAGGCCUCUGGGGAGGUGUACAGGACCACCGUGGACUACACAUACUUCUCAGAUCCCGUGUCCUGCGAGGUCACCAACGCCCUGGGCAGCACCAACCUCAGCCGCACGGUGGAUGUCUACUUCGGUCCCCGGAUGACCAUGGAGCCCCAGUCUCUGCUCGUGGACCUGGGCUCCGACGCCGUCUUCAGCUGCGCCUGGAUUGGCAACCCCUCCCUGACCAUCGUGUGGAUGAAGCGAGGCUCAGGCGUGGUCCUGAGCAAUGAAAAGACCCUGACCCUCAAAUCUGUCCGCCAGGAGGAUGCUGGGAAGUAUGUGUGCCGAGCUGUGGUCCCCCGGGUGGGAGCUGGGGAGAGAGAGGUGACCCUGACUGUCAAUGGGCCUCCCAUCAUCUCCAGCACUCAGACCCAGCACGCCCUCCAUGGUGAAAAAGGCCAGAUCAAAUGCUUCAUCCGGAGCACACCACCUCCCGACCGCAUUGCCUGGUCCUGGAAGGAGAACGUGCUGGAGUCGGGGACAUCAGGGCGCUACACAGUGGAGACAGUCAGCACAGAGGAGGGCGUCAUCUCCACACUGACCAUCAGCAGCAUCGUGAGGGCUGACUUCCAGACCAUUUACAACUGCACAGCUUGGAAUAGCUUUGGUUCUGACACGGAGAUCAUCCGGCUCAAGGAGCAAGGUUCGGAAAUGAAGUCGGGAGCCGGGCUGGAAGCAGAGUCUGUGCCGAUGGCCGUCAUCAUCGGGGUGGCCGUGGGAGCUGGCGUGGCCUUCCUCGUCCUAAUGGCAACCAUUGUGGCCUUCUGCUGUGCCCGUUCCCAGAGAAGUACGGGAGGGACACCCGGGAUCUCAGGGAGGGGGACAGAGAAAAAGGCCAGGCUUAGACUGCCCCGGAGAGCAAAUCUCAAAGGUGUUGUGUCAGCCAAAAAUGAUAUCCGAGUGGAGAUUGUCCACAAGGAGCCCACCUCUGGCAGGGAAGCUGAAGAUCACUCCACGAUCAAGCAGCUGAUGAUGGACCGCGGGGAAUUCCAACAAGACUCAGUACUGAAGCAGCUGGAGGUCCUCAAAGAAGAGGAGAAGGAAUUUCAGAACCUCAAGGACCCUACCAAUGGCUACUACAGUGUCAACACCUUCAAAGAGCACCACUCAACUCCCACCAUCUCUCUGUCCAGCUGCCAGCCAGAUUUGCGUCCCACGGGCAAGCAGCGUGUGCCCACAGGCAUGUCCUUCACCAACAUCUACAGCACCCUAAGCGGCCAGGGCCGCCUCUACGACUACGGGCAGAGGUUCGUGUUGGGCAUGGGCAGCUCGUCCAUCGAGCUCUGUGAGCGGGAGUUCCAGAGGGGCUCCCUCAGCGACAGCAGUUCCUUCCUGGACACACAGUGUGAUAGCAGUGUCAGCAGCAGUGGCAAGCAGGAUGGCUAUGUGCAGUUCGACAAGGCCAGCAAGGCCUCCGCCUCCUCUUCCCACCACUCCCAGUCUUCUUCCCAGAACUCCGACCCCAGUCGACCUCUGCAGCGGAGGAUGCAGACUCACGUCUGAGGAUCAUGCACCUUGGGUGGGGACAGGUGGGGGAGGAGGGCAGGGCAUGGGCUGGGCCUCCGGGGCUAGGGAUACUUUGCAGAGGAUCCCAGAACCACCACCUCCAGGACGAGCUGGGAGCGUCUCUGCUACCACCUUCCUUUGAAGCUCUGAUCAAGCACAAAUCUUGAGUCCCCCAGCUGCAGCGAGCCAGAGGCAGGCGGGCAGGGAAACCGACAAAGGGUGCAGUUAAGUGCACUGUGCUUGGUGCUGGACAGCCUGUCGCCCACCUUUCCCUGGAUGCCCCUCUACCACCUGCUCCUCCCAUGGGCACUAGUGGCAGCUAUAACUUUGCUUUCAUGAACCUGCCAUCUACUCUCCGGUCUCCCCUGGGCUUUCCCCCUUGCAUCCCUAAGCCCUCCCCGAUGCCUGGUCUCCUAGAUAGUCUGGGAAGAAGGGGGAGUUCUUCAAAGGCCUGGGUGCUCUGAGAUCCCAGCUCCUCCUACUGGUUACGGCCCAGGCUUUAGGGACUGAGAAGCCAGGAACUGCCCAGCCAAAGGAGCACGAUGCCCAGGAACCCACCCCCAAUUUGUUUGGUGUUUUGUGACCAUACUCUUGCCAUUCUGUCCUUGGACUUGAUGCCUCUGAACUUGGAAGUGGGACUGGCCCAGAGCCUGCAGGGAGUGGGGAGGGAGGGAAAGAGGGAGAGUGUGAAUGCUGGGGAGCCCCUCACCCAACACUCCCCCGCAGGCCUGGCCUCCCCUGCCCUGCUUUGUGUCCUAUCCACCUCCCCGCAGCACAAUUGGAGUUAAUAUAAGGAGUGUGAGUCUCCCUGGUCAGGAUUCUUUGAAUAGUCACUGGAGUGUUUCCUGAUGGGUGUGGUUUGAAGGGCUAGAGUCCAGGCCUUUCUGAGACUUGCUUUCUUGGCUGGUGAGCACAAGGAACAGUGAUCCUGUCUCCAGAAAGACUCUGGGGGCAAAAGGGACAGUUCAUCUGCACCCCCAGCCCCCACCACCUGAGAAUAAAUGUUAGGCCCAUUACCCCAACAAGUCCACUCUGUUCUUUUGUUCCUGCAGAAGCACAGGAAGAACUCAAAUGCUCCGAGUAUGCUUUGGGAACCCAAGGUGCUUUGCCCCUCUUUGGUCCAGUGUCCCCAGCCAAGGAAGACCACUGACAGGUCUGCCUAUGGUCGUAACCACCCUAUAGGCAGGCUGUCUUCCUUUGUGCUCGUGCCUCACCCCAAGGACUUGCAAAAACACCAACCCCAACUCCUGCACACACAGUCACGGCAACAUGGUCAUGCUGGACAUUGGCCAGGGCAUUCUAGCCUUCACAGUCAACGAUAUUCUGCAGAGGAAAGUCCCUCCACUUCGGGGUUCCGGGAGGGAAGAGGCUCCUUAGAAAGACUGUAGCCCAUCAGUCAUGAGACUCAAAUGAUGUUCUAGGAAUGGCCUUGCUGGGGUGGGAAGCUUGGUGUAGUCAUGGAAGAUGGGACAGGUAAACAAAGGCCAGUUAAGAACGAUAAAGAAUGCAUUCCUAAAGUUGGAGGUUCCCAGUUGGCUGUGAACCCUCCCCUGAUAGUGUGUACUCACCAUGGCAGCUUCAGUGAAAAUGUCUCUUUCUUUUCAUACAUCAAUUCCUUGGAUGUCCUAAAUGCACCAAUCUGCACCUUU